Molecule: messenger RNA, 1374 nt
Organism: Arvicola amphibius (Eurasian water vole)
Lineage: Eukaryota; Metazoa; Chordata; Mammalia; Rodentia; Cricetidae
Product: cell surface glycoprotein CD200 receptor 5-like
Exons: 8
Biological process (GO): regulation of neuroinflammatory response
Cellular component (GO): external side of plasma membrane
Molecular function (GO): signaling receptor activity
Source: RefSeq, a predicted model, not a curated record
AUGGACCUGGCAUCUCUGGAAGAUGAGGCCCUCUUACACCAGGUGGUCAGGGUUCCCUUGACUAGAAGCACCUGUGGAAGGCCAUGUCCAGUACAACUUAGAGUUCCCAGGCAUUCGGAAUAUGCCACAGUGGGAGAGUACUUUAAAAUGGAAUGUCCUGUGAUAUAUUGUGCUCAGAGACCUAAUGUGAUGUGGUGCAAGUACAGUGGAGGACACUGUUUACCUCUUGAGACUGGACCUUGGCAACAUACUGGUUGGGAAGACAAGGACCAGGGUUCAGUUUUUACUCUCCAUUUUGAACCAGUAUAUCCCAGUGACAAUGGAUCGUACAGUUGUUCUAUAUACUUUAAUUCUGAAGUUAUUAAUAGCAACAUAAUAGCCCUGCAUGUGACAGAUCCUUUAAGAGAAGUUUCACCUGUAUCAGAAAAGAAACCACACUGUUUUGAAAUGUUGGCUUUCUGGGUCAUGCUACCAGUACAAACUUUGACUCUUUCAGGCAAGAGGUUCAGCUGCAGAGCAUUUGAAUGGGGGAAUGCCUGCUGGUGUGGGAGGCUGGGAUUCAGCAAGGAGUGGAGAAAGGAAGGCCAGGAGGGGAUGGCCAGAGGAAUCCAAACAAGGCAUAAGUCUGAGUAUUUUCUAGAGUCAAGAUGUUCAGGUAUGGACUGGAAUCAAAUGACACAGAGUAAUUCAUUACCCAUGACAGAAAUUAACACUACACUGUUCAUACAGAUGGGUGCAAAGGCUCUGCUGUGCUGCCCUGCUAUUUCAAUGACAGAAGCAGUAUUAAUAUCGUGGGUCAUAGCCCCCAGAGGCCAGCCUCCCUGCAGAAUAUCUUACAGAGUCAAUACAAAGAACAAUGAAGCAAACUGUACGGACAGGAGAAUCACCUGGGCCUCCACACCUGAUCAGAGUCCUGACAUUCUGAUCGAUGCAGUGGCCCUUGAUCAUGACGGGCUUUAUUCAUGUGAAAUAAUAACACCUUCAGGGAAUAUCCAAAAGAGUCAUGACCUCCAAGUGCUAGUGCCUCCAGCAGUAACCCUGAUUCCAGGGGAAAACAGAACAGCAGUUUGUGAGGCAAUUGCAGGCAAGCCGGCUGUGCAGAUCUUUUGGACUCCAGAUGGGGAUCACAUCACUAAGAAAGAAUCACACAGCAAUGGCACUGUGACUGUCAGGAGCACAUACCACUGGGAGCAGAAAAAUGUGUCUGCUGUGUUCUGCUUUGUCUCCCAUCCAACUGGCAACCAGACUCUGUUCAUAGAACUGAAUCAAGGUGUCACCAGCAUGCUGCAUUCCCUGCUGAUCAUUCUCUAUGUGAAAUUUUCCCUUAUUGGGAUCAUUCUGCUCAUCCUAGGAUUUGUUUUCUUCCUGAAGAGA